This is a messenger RNA of Myxocyprinus asiaticus (Chinese sucker), 3899 nucleotides long. RefSeq lists its product as uncharacterized. Bases 633 to 1823 code for a protein of 396 amino acids. Gene Ontology annotation, molecular function: sequence-specific DNA binding. Lineage: Eukaryota; Metazoa; Chordata; Actinopteri; Cypriniformes; Catostomidae. The transcript has 12 exons. The record is from RefSeq and is a predicted model, not a curated record.
AGUAGAGGGAGCUGUUUCUAAUUGGUUGUCAACUGACUGUUUUGGGUUCUAUCGGAAUUGCUCAAUCGCAGCGUCUGUUUGUUCAUAAAACGUGUUAAAAAUACGAAACAUCCAAAGUCUUUAUAGCAAGUCAGCCCAAUGUCGGACAUGUUUGGAACGCAUUUGGGAGGCUAUUUUUAGUCAUGACAGUGCAGCUCCUAUUUACUUGAAUGGGGGAACACUGAAAUCUCAAAAACGGUUGGUCAAAAUUACGAUCAAAGAACAUAUUUCAAAUCAGCAAUACAAUUUGAUAAUAUUGGAUUCAUAAAUUGUGCUUCUUUACCUCAUAUUACGCUAAAACACGCAAUUUUCCCGGUUUGUGUAGCUAAUGCGCAUGCGCCUUAGCGAAUUGAUUGACAGGCGAUGUCUGUAUCUAAAAGGUGAUUGGCUCUUUUACCUGUAAGGCGGGACUUCCUUUAUACAUCCGUUGACUGCUGGGCGAUAAAGCGUAUUGGUUGGGCGUUCCAAUUUCUCCCAUUUAUUUUAAUAGAAGUGGUCCGUCUCUGCUAAAUAAUCUCUGAAACAACACCACAAUAACGAUAAGUAAAAAGUAACGGUAGGUAGAUAAGUUGAUAAAGUGUGACCCAUAGACGAUGGUGAUCAGUUGUUGCGCAUAUAACUGUAAAAACACUGCGAAGGAGAAGAGCCUCUCAUUCCACAAGUUCCCGCUGAAAAACCCAAAAUUGCUGAAGAAAUGGCUGUACAAUUUAAGAUGGAAGGACUGGAAACCUGCUCCACACAGUAAAGUCUGCUCUCUCCACUUUGAAGAAAACUGUUUUAUUAAAGAGGGCAAGAGAGUCAGACUUCAGUCAUGGGCUGUGCCAACCAUAUUUGCAUUCCCAAGACGAGUGGAAGGAAGAAAGAGUAAGAUCAAUCCAAGAAGCAGAAGAGCUUUGGGAAAUGUUGGCGAUGUCAAAGCAGCACCAGGAGGUGAAAAUAGUUCCAGCCAGAGGACAGCAGACCGAAAAAGAUCUUCCAAGCAGCAGCUGACAGGACAGGAAAAUAGACAACCAUGGACCAUCCUGGGAGACGAGGCUGUUGACCGAAGCAUGACUCUCCCCAGUUUCUUUCACAGUGGAUACUGUUUGCCAAAGAACAUCCGCUGGGCAGGAGAUGAUGAAUUAAAUGUAAAGCCACAUGUUGUUUACGGAGUUCGAGGACAAACAAAACCCAAUAUAAUUGAGGUUAAAGAAAGGUGGGAAUGGCUUGGGCUUGAUGUAAGAGGCCCAUUCUCUCCUACAGUUGACCAUCACACACACAUCUUGACCCUGACUGACUACCAUUCCAAAUGGGUGGAGGCAUUUCCUCUGACUCAGUACCUGAGUCAAGAUGUAGCCGAGUGUGUUGCUGAAGUCAUCAAUCAGCAGGGCUACCCUCUCGGAAUUCUAUCCCGGCUUUCCAGAGGGACCCUCAAGGAAGUUAACCAUGAAUUGAAGAAACGUGUGAGGUUUAAAGGAAAAACUUUGGUGAUACAACACCGCCAAACUGGUUACAUGGAUCUGGUCACUGAGUCCCUUCUCAAUAAGAUGUUGGAUGAGUUGGUAAAGAAACACAGAGUCACUUGGCAUGUCCAUCUCCCUGCUGCGACCCUUCAGUUCUGUUGCACGAAUCACCCCACAACUCGAGAGAAACCCUUCACCCGCAUGUAUGCCAGUGACCCGCCAUUCUCAUCUUCACCCAGAGAACUGCCUUUGGGUGUGACUGAUGUUCGUUUGAGUUCUUUCGUCAUCUCAUCCACUGAAGCCAACAAUCUAGGAAUUGUCUCUGAGACUUUAGUGCACUGACUUAGAUCAGAUUCCUUCUGUUCAGGAGCUAAAAGAAGUUUUGUCAUGGUUAUGUGACUGUUUUCAUAUUGCAUUGUCUCAUUUUUCAAGUUCUUGCUCAGAUUUUUAGUAAUGACUCAUAGACUGUAAGCAAAGAAGCAUUUGAGCUGCCAUGCUCAGGGGAAACCCGGGUUCGAGUCCAGCCCAGGUCAUAUUCCCAUCACUCUCUCAACGUUUGAUUUCCUGUCUUUCCCUGACUGUGUGUAAACUUAAGUUUUUCUUUCUUGCCCUGUACAGUACAAAUAUUGUAAAGCAAUAAAAUUAUUUUUAAAACUGAAAAAGGAAACCACACUUUACGGUAUUAGGAAUUGUAAACCAUCCUCUUAUGUUAAUAAAUAUAUUUUUGAAUAUAUUUAUGAAUAAUCUGGUAAGAAUAGCAGGAAACACUAAUACACAAUACAACAAGGUUGUAUUUGUGAUUAUUAAAGGAAUAUUCAGGGUUCAAUACAAGUUAAGCUCAGCCGACAGCAUUUGUGGCAUAAUGUUGGUUAUCACAAAAAUUAAUUUAGACUCAUCGAACCUUUAAAAAAAAAAAGAAAAAAUCUGUGUUCCAGUGAGGCGCUUAUAGUGGAAGUGAAAGGGGUCAAUUCCUGCAGGGUUUUAAGGCAGAAAUGUGAAGGUGAUACUUUUAUAAAAGCACUAGCAUUAAUUAUUCUCUUAAAACUCAUGUAUUAUUUGAGCUGUUAAGUUGUUUAAUUAGUUGUUUUUAUAAUCGUUUUAGGGUUUGUUGACAUUACAUCUUCAUGGCAACAAAGUUGUAAAAUUGGAUAUAACUUUACACAGAAUAGGUUAGUCAGUGAUUUUAUCACACUAAAAUCAUGAUAACAUGCAUUUGUUUAUGUUUUGUGGCUAUACUUUUGAAACAGUGAGUAUUUUAACAUAAAAAAAUUGCCCCCCAUUCACUUCCACUGUAAGUGCCUCACUGUAACACUGAUUUUUCUUUUUUUGAAAGAAAAGGAGGUGCAAGUCAUAAUUAAGGUUUGUGAUUAUCAGUAUUAUGCCAUAAAUGCUGUCGAUUGAGCUUAACUUAUAUUGAACCUGGAAUAUUCCUUUAAAGCAGUAGUUAACAUACAAACAAUGAGCUUUACAGCAUGUUUUAAUCUCGGUUAAUGUUAAUUUCUACACAUAUUUAUUUUUUUACUUUAAAAGUUGUGUUGCAUUAACUUUUAUUUUAUUGAACUAACAUGAACAAACAACGAACAGUAGUAUUUUCAUAACGUUAUCCAAGAUUAAUUAAUGCUAUAAAAAAUCUCAAUAUCUAAUGCAUUAACUUAUGUUAACAAAUGGAAACUUAUUGUAAAGUUUUACUGAACAGCAUUAUACCUAUUUUAGUUCUCAUACAGAAGAGAAGAUAGAAUUAAAAGCUGCUUUUCCCGAAACUGCUUUUUGUUGUAAAGUACCAUCAUUAUCUUCAGGGUUGGGAGGGUAACUUUUGAAAUGAAUUCCACUACAGAUUACAGAAUACAUGCUGUAAAAUGUCAUUUGUAAUGUAUUCUGUUAGAUUACUCAAUGUCAGUAACGUAUUCUAAAUACAUUGGAUUACUUCUUCAGCACUGGUUGAUUUUUUCACUUGUUUUGACUAUAAAAACUCUGCCAGUACAGUAAGACAAAAUAUACAUGUUAAAAAUACAUUCUCUGAAAAACCUAAAUAUUUUAUGCAGUGUUGUUUCUAAAACAAGAUAAAUCAAACUGAUCUCAUUUUAAGGAUUUGUAGAUAUUUUUACAGGAAAACAAUACAAAAAUUCUUAUCAAGAAUAUUAUUUUUGCCCUAAUAUCAAAGGUCUUACUAGAAAAAAAGAAAUUAUGAUCCAACAUGAAUUUUCUUGAUAAAAAAACAGAUCGCGCCUGGUAACGUGCAUGUAAAAUGGCUAGAAAUAGCAUUUUAGCAAUUUACACAAGGUUUAUUUCUAUUUCUUCUGCUCCAAACUUACUUCAAACUUACUUCUCUGUCUGCUCGUAUGAAUGUAACGCAUCAUAAGAAAGUGUUUCACUGCUGUACAAAUGUACUUUGGAUCGCAUCAUUUAUAUGUAUAAAUG